Limanda limanda (common dab) is the source of this 2701-nucleotide messenger RNA. It is a transcript of the gene spry1, whose product is annotated as sprouty homolog 1, antagonist of FGF signaling (Drosophila). NCBI's taxonomy places the organism in Eukaryota, Metazoa, Chordata, Actinopteri, Pleuronectiformes, Pleuronectidae. Gene Ontology annotation, cellular component: cytosol; membrane. The record is from RefSeq and is a predicted model, not a curated record. The coding region runs from base 746 to 1828 and encodes 360 amino acids. Gene Ontology annotation, biological process: negative regulation of Ras protein signal transduction; negative regulation of MAP kinase activity; negative regulation of fibroblast growth factor receptor signaling pathway. The transcript is spliced from 2 exons.
GGACGUGAAUGGGCCAAUGGGAGUUGGCCAGUGGAGCAAACACUGAGAACCAGUGCUCCCAUUCAUUCAGUGCUGAGCAGGAGCAGGAGCAGCAGAGCAGAGCGUCCCCACAAUAUAUAUUUUUUAUUAUAUAUGCACAAGAAAGCGCCUGGUCCCCCCCCCCCUCAACGACUAGACCCGAACCCGAACCCGGAUCCGAACCAGCAAACCUCCACUGCAGAAGACACCGAACCCUGGAGGAACCAACUUUGGAUUUUAAAACCCUGAAUUCCUCCUUUUUCUUUUUGGUUUUGAAUUCUUCCCACAAACGGGACUUUUUGCAGAACUGGGGCUGUCUCGUUCAGAGAUCGGCCUCCCACCUCUCCACCUACCCCCCCUCUCUCUCUCUCUCUACCCCAAGUGCGCAGCCGUUCCCCGGGUGCCUGUCCUCCCUCCACCACCCGGAGCUCCAUCGUGGAUUUACUGUGUUUUUUACUUUUUUUUAAAACCCUGGAACCGAUGCAUGAGGAGAGGGAAUAUUAAUAUUAAUAAUAAUAACCUUCCAGUGGAACCAGUGGAUUACCAGGGGUGUGUGCAUGUUAUUCACACUUUACACUUCACGCGUGGACAUUGCCCUUUCCUUUUCCUCUGGAUGGAGUUCUAGGCUGAUCGGUGGUUGAUGGAUUCGACGUUAUGGAUGGUUGCAUAUAGGUUUUCCGAUGCAUGCCAAGUCUACGGUGAAUGUCGGAAGUGGUGAUCCCCCCAGAUGGAGCUCCAAAGUCAACAUGGCCCCGGCGGUUCAUUAGUGGUGAUCCAGCAGCCUUCCCUCGAGAGCCGGCAGAGGUCGGAUUACGAGCGGGAGCUCCAGCAUGCCGCCAUUCUCUCCCUGGACCAAAUCAAGGCCAUCCGCUCCAACAACGAGUACACGGAGGGGCCCUCGGUGGUCCGGAGACCCCCGGCGCCUCGCAUGCCCCUCAGGCCUCAGGACAAGCAGGAGAGAACUCACGAGGUCAUCCUCGUUAAUGUGAACAACAACUAUGAGCACCGGCCGUCGGGUCACCACCACCACGUCGGGGGUGGCGUGGUGGUGGUGGCCGGGGGGCAGCAGUACGGAGGGUCCCGGGUUCCAGGACUCAGCCGCUCCACUAGCACAGGAAGUGCUGCCAGCUCCGGGAGCAACAGCAGCGCCUCCUCCGAGCAGGGACUCCUGGCACGCUCCCCCCCCACCAGGUCCAGCACCAGCGUACCGCACCACCACCGGGUGGCGGAGCGGCCCGUCAGGACUCAGCCCAAGGCCCCUGUGCAGCCGCAGCAGGGACCGCACUUCCACCCGCCUCCACUAGAGGCUCCACUCAAGCCCCAGGGCAAAGGGAAAUCAGACUUCACCGCCGGGGGGGCGGUGGUGGCUGCCGCCGGCCACCAGUUCAUCUGCGAGCGCUGCGGGAAGUGCAAGUGCAGCGAGUGCACGGCGCCCCGGAGCCUGCCCUCGUGCCUGGCGUGCAGCGGCCAGUGCCUGUGCUCCCCCGACAGCGCCCUGGAGCACGGCACCUGCAUGUGCCUGGUGAAGGGCAUCUUCUACCACUGCUCCAACGACGACGAGGGCGACUCGUGCGCCGACCAGCCCUGCUCGCUGUCGCGCUCCCACUGCUGCUCGCGCUUCCUGUGCAUGGGAUUAAUGUCGGUACUCUUCCCCUGCCUGCUGUGCUACCUGCCGGUGAAGGGCUGCCUGAAGGCGUGCCAGCGCUGCCACGACCGGGUCCACCGGCCCGGCUGCCGCUGCAAGAACUCCAACACUGUGUACUGCAAACUGGAGAGCUGGGACCGCCCGGCCCAGGAGAAGCCCUCCUGAUCGGGGGUGCUUGUGACCCCACGUGGAUCUAACGCUGACAAUGAUAAUGACGAUGAAAGUCACAGAUUAAUGUUUAUCAAACAUUCUUAGCACCUCCCCCUCCCCCCCCUUCCUCCUCGCUGCAGGAGUAAACGAAAACCACUCAAUUAUUUUUAUUUCCUCUGGAUCAGGACCAUGUUUUUACAGACCAGUGUUUGCCUUAAACUGUUUCUAUGUCUAUCCUCGGCUCCUCAUUAACACUACUUUUUAUUUUUAUAUAUAUAUAAAUAUAUAUAUAUGAAAAGUUAUUCCUCCGUUUGAGGCCGGUGGUUUCCUCCGGGUCUGUGCGGCCCGGUGGGAAACCGCCUCUCACCAAACCUGUGAAGGACGACCUCCUGUAGAGCAGACAUGUAGCUGUUACCUGGGUUUCAUAGCAGGUAUAUUUUGGAUUAUCGGUUGCUACCACACAGAAAAACAAACCCAUAAACGAAAAGCACAUCCAUCUCAAAGUAUUUCCUCCCACUUGGAUAUGUUUCUCUCCUUCCACCCGGCGUCGGAAAAACUCUUCACACACACUCUGUGGCAUUCUCCCAUGUUUUUCCAUUCUCUUUUUAUUUUUGUGUAAAUUGUAUGCUCAAAAAUCCAAUAAGAGGAAUUCUGGCUAUUUUUUUGAAAAAAAAAGAAAAAUGUCUGUUAAAACCAUUUUUUUGUUGUAAAAAAUAUUUAUUAUGUGAAGCUCUAUUAUUUUAUGAUAUUUAUUGCAAGAGACAGUCUUAAAUUUACUCAUGUCUGAAUAUAACAAAAUAUCAAAUACUUACUGAAAAAUUAAAGGGUGGCACAAAAGAAAACUAUGUUAACUUUAAUGCAGAAAAUAUAUUAAUUAAUGAAACAAUA